Scylla paramamosain (green mud crab) is the source of this 3756-nucleotide messenger RNA. Its product is annotated as myoneurin-like. Bases 362 to 2830 code for a protein of 822 amino acids. Gene Ontology annotation, molecular function: DNA-binding transcription factor activity, RNA polymerase II-specific; chromatin insulator sequence binding; RNA polymerase II transcription regulatory region sequence-specific DNA binding. NCBI's taxonomy places the organism in Eukaryota, Metazoa, Arthropoda, Malacostraca, Decapoda, Portunidae. The transcript has 8 exons. Gene Ontology annotation, biological process: regulation of transcription by RNA polymerase II. The record is from RefSeq and is a predicted model, not a curated record. Gene Ontology annotation, cellular component: chromosome; nucleus.
UACUAUUCUGUAUUGCAUGAAGGAAUAAUGUAGGAUGCAACUUGCCAAAACAAUUGCUGGCGAGGGAGUUUAUCGAGUUUGGGAGUGUUUAGCUCAAAUUAGUCACUACCUCCAAGUUAUAACCCCAAUAGUUGCCCCUAAGUUAGUGAAAUCACUACAGGCUCAGCAUUAAGGCAAACCUCAAAUAACCUAAUGAGUGCCCCAAUUUCACCUAACCUAGCGUGUGGACUUAGGGUUUUUAUGGAAAUAGCCCUGGCCUACCUAUUUUGAGAGAUGAGUGGUGAUUGCAGGGUGAGUGUGGUGUGUGUUGAAGACCAGGAGAGUGGUAACACUAAAAUUACUGCUGCUACUACACCCACUGAUGGGACAACUUUUGCCACUGAUGCUACUAUUACUACUGGUACUACUUCUAUUACGGCUGGUGCUACCACUACCAGGUAUUGAUGCAGGUGGCAGUAGUGAUGCAACCAUAGCAUCUGUAUGUGUGUGUCUGGUGUGCGACAAACAUGUGAAGGAGGCAUCAGCAUCACACUUACAGCAGCUCCUCCAUGGCUCGGGUUCCUCCACAUCCCACCCACUGCAGCCCCCACUGGCCCCCCUGCUGGAGGAGGCCAUCAAGACACCCCUGCAGCAGCAUGAGAUAGAGUUACAUCGCCUCUGUCGCCGUUGCUUCCGCCUGUUGGAGGAGCUGGAUGGACUGAGGCAGAGGUCUGAGGUGAUCAAAAACUCCCUCUCAACCUGGUACAACAAGUCCCUGCUAAGACGUCUUAACCUACAAACUGCUGAAGAUGUCAUUCUAAAAUCUGUGGAACCUGAAAGUGGAAGCUUGGCAACAAACAACCAAACAGAGAAUGUUGCUGAACCAAGCAUCUGUCUUAAGGAGGAGGCAGUGUCAGAUGAAGAGGCAGAAAAUGUGUUCCAAUUUGAGGAAGAGGAAGAGGAAGAGUUGAGGCCUGAGGACCAGGGUAUCCGACCUGAUGACCCAGAGUUUAACCCAGCCUAUGAUAAUGCCUGGCUUGUGGGCCGUGGCAGUAGGGGGCGAGGCAGGGGCCGUGGCCGGGGAAGAGGAAGGGGUCGUGGAAGAGGUAGGGGAAGGGGAAGGGGAAGAGGCAGAGGUCCUGGAAGGCCACCAAAGAAUGCCAAAGAUGUUUUACCAGAGGCUGUGGCAGGAGAGUCACUUGGAGAGAAGUUGGGUGAACUGGUAACCAAGAUGUUAGAGGGAGAAGAGGAGGAAGAGGAAGAAAAUGAACAAGUUUUGCCCAGAAGAGAAGACAUACUGGAGAUCAAGAAGGAACAAGGAGAGAGAGAGGAUAAGGAUGACCAGGAGAAUAGUGAAGAAAGGCCAUCUAAAGCCCUGCAGGUGUCUCGGUCGAGGGGGCCUGGCAAGAGAGUGCCUGUCCUCUCUGAAAAGAUGCGCCUCAGUCUGGCUGAGAUCUCAAAGAGGAGCCGCACAGCUACUCCUGACAGCUCUGGUACUGCCAGGAGGGUCACAUCCCCUGAGGAGGAGGAGGAGGAGGAGGAGGAGGGCAAGCCACAGCCCAAGAGACAGUACCGUAAGCGUUCUCGCAUCAUCCACUUGUGUAAGUUCUGCAUGAAGGUGUGCCCAACAGGGGAACAACUUAAGGAACACCAGCGCUCACACCGUACCAUCGAGUGCCAGUUCUGUGGUAAAGUGCUAGCAAGGAUUGGUGCCUGGGAGAACCACCUACGUGACUUCCACAAUGUUGAGAUACAGGUGCCAGGGAGUGAGGAUGCCCUGGGCCGUCCUAGGGAAUAUGUGACUUGCAGAGAGUGUGGCAAACACUUUUCGUCUAAAUCAGCCCUGGCCUACCAUGCCAAGCUGCAUGCUGGCAACACCUAUGCAUGUGACCACUGUGGCAAAGUUUUCCAUCACCCCAGCAACUUGCGUACCCACCGGUUGCGCCAUGAGGCAAAGAGCCAUGCAUGCUCCAAGUGUGGCAAACGCUUCCACACUAACUUUGCUCUAUUGAUGCAUGACAAUCAGACUCAUCGCCUUGCCCGGUCCUGGCGGUGCAGCCUAUGCUCCAAGGCCUUCACCCGCUGUGCCGCCUUCAGAGAACAUGUACGCAUACACACUGGGGAGAAACCCUUUGAAUGUAGUGCAUGUGGUGUGCGUUUCAGAAAGAUCCACCACUUGAAAGCACAUGCUCGCCAACAUGGCCCCAGGGCAGGACGUGGUGGCCCUCUGCGUUGUCCCCUCUGCCCUGAUGCACUCUUCCUGCACCGCCUAUCUUAUGAGAGACACAGGAAAUACAAGCACCCAGAGAUGACCCGUGGGGUGCCUUUGCUAGCUUCACCCAGCCCUGACACGCCAGACACAGACUCAGGGUUGCAGCGACAGUAUGUGUUGGCAGAGGGACGGAGUGACACAACAGCUGGUGAGGGGUACCUUGUAGGAGUAGAGGGUAUACAAAUGGUACAAGUGGAUGAUGGAGGGAUGGGGCUGGGUGGACAGGGUGGCCAGUGCAUUAUUGUUCUCUCUGAGGCUGACACAGAUGCUAGAACAGGCGAGUCACCUUUACACCACAGCACCACUACCACCUCCACCAUUACUACAACCACUACUACCACCACCACAAUGGAGUUACUUCUGAAGCAGGAAGUGGAGGACGAGGAUGAAUACAGGGACAAGAUAGGUGGACACUUUCCAUCAAGUGAGUUAGUGUCCAUGCCUGAACACAUACAGCUAGAAGGAUCUAUUACCCCUAGCCACCUUCAACAACUGUCUGUGGCUGGACUUGAAAGUGGACAGUUCCAGGUGGAGCUAGAUGGAGAGACCUUUGAUGUCUAUACAGUGCCAUCAGAGUAAUGUCAAACCAUUGGUGCAGAUGAAUCUCAGUUUACAAAUGGGUUAUGGUUUUUGACUUACCAUAAAUUAAAGCCUGUAAAUCAGGAAUAACUAGAUUUUGAUAUUGGAUAUUUUUUUGUGUGAUUUUCACUUAUAAACUGUCAUUUCUAUUCACAAAUUAAAAUUCUGCAUUGAAAUCAGGACAAAAGGCAAAAUUAUUUCAAUUGGGAAAAAGGAAAUUUUUGUCUAAUAUUUUUGUAAAAUGAAAUUAGUCUGUAAUGCCUACCACCCUUCAUUGGGGUUAUUCCUGUGAUGUGUUCUUUCUCAUUUAAGCAACUGAUACUUAGAUGCCAUAUAUCCCUAAUGGAAUGGUUGUGGUAAGAUUGUACAGAAGAAUUAGGAAUUGUAGCAACAGAAAGCUCAGAUAAGAGGGACUUCCAUCAUGGUUUUAUUAGUAUCAAUCAGCAUUUAAUGACUGAUUGAGUGAAGAUUUUCUAGUGCAAAUCUUUCCUUCACAUAUUGUAUCACCCUGUUGUAAACAAAAGCAGCUGUGACAAAUCUUUCAGUUCUCUUUCAAAUGCAGUAUUCAUGAAACCAUAUGCACUUGUUCAGGAUAUGCUUUUGAAUAUUGUGAAAACAAAGAGAUUUUGAUUAUAAAACUUUCACCUUUUUAGGAAGAUGUACAUAAAUAGUUGUUAAUACAAAUAUUUUAUAAAAAACUCGAUUUAUAUGCUUUCAUACAAGUUUAUUAGCUAAUUCACUCAAACUGUAGCCUCUUAGUUUUUCACCUAAAAUUCAUCAUCCCAUCACUAUUCUUAUAUUCUUAUAUAUAUAAACAUUCCUUCCUCCCUCCUCCUCCUCCUCCUCCUCCUCCAUGCACAUAUUAUUUCAGUCUUCUGUGUAAAUAUUGACAUAUUGAUGUGAGAGGGAGGAAGGAAUAUAUAUAU